Molecule: messenger RNA, 1076 nt
Organism: Gossypium arboreum
Lineage: Eukaryota; Viridiplantae; Streptophyta; Magnoliopsida; Malvales; Malvaceae
Product: proteasome subunit alpha type-7
Exons: 3
Coding region: 133-882 (249 amino acids)
Biological process (GO): ubiquitin-dependent protein catabolic process
Cellular component (GO): nucleus; proteasome core complex; proteasome core complex, alpha-subunit complex
Source: RefSeq, a predicted model, not a curated record
UAAAUUUUUUUCCAUGAAAAUUUACGUAAGUGUCCCUUUUUCUUUUUAGAUCUUCUUGUCGCUUAAGUAAAAAGUACCAGGCUAUGCAACCAAGUCUUGAAUAACAAAAGCAAAUCCAAGGAAUAGAAGAAAAUGGCGAGGUACGAUAGAGCAAUCACAGUGUUCUCGCCGGACGGCCAUUUGUUCCAAGUUGAAUACGCCCUCGAAGCAGUCCGUAAAGGUAACGCCGCCGUUGGUGUCCGCGGCACUGACAUCGUCGUCCUCGGCGUCGAGAAAAAAUCUACCGCCAAGCUCCAGGACUCCAGAUCGGUUAAGAAGAUUGUGAACUUGGAUAAUCACAUUGCACUGGCAUGUGCUGGCCUCAAAGCCGAUGCUCGAGUCCUCAUAAAUAGGGCUCGGAUUGAAUGUCAAAGCCACAGGCUGACUGUUGAAGAUCCAGUUACUGUUGAGUAUAUUACUCGAUACGUUGCAGGUCUUCAGCAGAAGUACACUCAAAGCGGAGGUGUUAGGCCGUUUGGUCUCUCAACUCUGAUUGUGGGCUUUGAUCCAUACUCCGGUGUACCGUCACUAUAUCAGACGGAUCCAUCAGGGACAUUUUCAGCCUGGAAAGCUAAUGCCACUGGUAGAAACUCUAACUCAAUCAGAGAGUUCCUAGAGAAGAACUAUAAGGAAACCUCUGGACAAGAAACCAUUAAGCUUGCAAUUCGUGCUUUGCUUGAGGUUGUUGAGAGUGGGGGAAAGAAUAUCGAAGUUGCUGUGAUGACGAAGGAGCAUGGUCUGCGGCAGCUUGAAGAAGCUGAAAUUGAUGCCAUUGCAGCUGAGAUUGAAGCAGAGAAGGAAGCGGCUGAGGCUGCAAAGAAAGCCCCUCCAAAGGAAAAAUAAAACAUCAACUGUUUGAGCUUCUUUUAACUUUUCUCUCCUUUGUUCUUUUAAAGGAUGUUGUCUGGGUUCUUUUAGUUGACAGUUGAUGUACUCGGCCUCAAACUUUCAUUCACCCGUUGGAGCUUCAUUAUUUACCGUUGUUACUGUCUCAUUUUCGUUUGUUAAUUUCAAGAUAUAUAAUUGAUUUGAUGUUA